GCGCGGUGCAGGAGCUGGAUUGCCGCGUCCCCUGCGGUGUCGCCUGCGUCCUCUUUGCUAGUGGAGUCUCGGAGCUGUGUGGCGGCGGGCGGCGUGAUGGAGAGACGCAGGAUGAACCUGCCCACCGGGCCGGACACGCUGUGCUUCGAUAAGGACGAGUUCAUGAAGGAGGAUUUCGAUGUGGAUCAUUUUGUGUCUGACUGCAGGAAGCGGGUGCAGCUGGAAGAGUUGAGAGAUGACCUGGAGUUGUAUUACAAGCUGCUUAAAACAGCCAUGGUGGAGCUCAUCAACAAGGACUAUGCGGACUUUGUCAACCUCUCAACAAACCUAGUCGGCAUGGACAGAGCCCUCAACCAGCUUUCUGUGCCUUUGGGACAAUUACGAGAAGAGGUUCUGAGUCUUAGGUCGUCUGUCAGUGAAGGAAUUCUGGCAGUAGAUGAACGAAUGUCUAAGCAAGAAGACAUUAGGAAGAAAAAGAUGAGUGUGUUGAGACUUAUACAAGUUAUUCGAUCAGUUGAGAAAAUUGAAAAAAUCUUAAACUCUCAAAAUUCUAAAGAUGCAUCUUCACUAGAAGCAAACAGCCCACUCUUGACUGGACAGGUUUUGGAGAGAAUUGCCACAGAAUUUAACCAGCUUCAGUUUCAUGCUGUACAAAGCAAGGGCAUGCCCCUUUUGGACAAAGUGAGACCUCGCAUAGCUGGCAUCACAGCAAUGUUGCAGCAAUCUCUAGAAGGCCUCCUGCUAGAAGGCUUGCAGACCUCUAAUGUGGACAUCAUCCGGCACUGCCUGCGUACCUAUGCCACCAUUGACAAGACACGGGACGCAGAAGCUCUGGUUGGCCAAGUCCUGGUAAAGCCAUAUGUCGAUGAGGUGAUUGUAGAACAGUUUGUUGAGUCUCAUCCCAGUGGCCUUCAACUCAUGUAUAACAAGCUCCUGGAAUUCGUCCCUCACCACUGCCGCCUUCUCCGGGAAGUCACAGGAGGAGCUGUGUCAAGUGAGAAAGGUGCUAUUGUUCCUGGCUAUGAUUUCUUGGUGAAUUCUGUGUGGCCAGAAAUAGUUCGAGGACUAGAGGAAAAGCUACCCUCACUCUUCAAUCCUGGGGAUCCUGACGCCUUUCAUGAGAAAUACACAGUGAGCAUGGACUUUGUACAGAGGUUUGAACGGCAAUGUGGUUCCCAGGCCAGUGUGAAGCGACUCCGAGCACACCCUGCCUAUCACAGCUUCAGCAAUAAAUGGAACUUACCUGUUUAUUUUCAGAUAAGGUUUAGAGAAGUGGCAGGAUCCUUAGAAGCAUCACUCACAGACGGGCUAGAAGACGCCCCAGAUGGAAGUCCAUAUUGCCUGUUGGCUUCUCACAGAACAUGGAGCAGCCUGGAGAAAUGCUGGUCCAAUGAGAUGUUUCUGCCUUUGUUGGCACACCGUCUGUGGAGACUCACCUUGCAGAUUCUGGCCCGAUUCUCUGUGUUUGUCAGUGAAAUUUCUGUCAGGCCCAUUUCAAAUGAAAGCACCAAGGAGAAUAAAAAACCUUUGGCUGGCAGCAAAGACCCUUCCGAAGACCAAGGAAGCCAUUCUUCAGAAGUACAGACACCAUCCAUUUCCAGCACUCAGCUGGUGUAUGUGGUCUCAGACCUGGACAGGCUUCAGGACUGGCUUCCAGAACUCCUGGAGAUAGUCAAGCCAAAACUUGAAAUGAUCGGCUUCAAGAAUUUUUCAUCUAUCUCAGCGGCCCUGGAAGACUCUCGGAGUUCCUUGUCUGCCCAUGUGCCAGCUCUCAGCAGCAGGAUUGUCCAGGACCUGAGUGAGUCUUGCUUCAGUUAUCUGAAGAGUGCCCUAGAGGUCCCCAGGCUCUACCGCAGGACCAACAAGGAAGUCCCCAGCACAGCCUCUUCUUAUGUGGACAGUGCGCUGAAGCCAUUUUUCCAGCUUCAGCAUGGACAUGGGGACAAGGUGAAGCCAGCAGUGAUGCAGCACUGGCUGCAGGAGGCUCUUUGUGAGAGCACACACAAGUACUUUGAGACUGUGUCUGAUGUGCUGAACUCAGUGAAGAAGAUGGAGGAAAGCCUGAAGCGCCUCAAACAAGCCAGAAGAGCCCCAGCCACCAACCCUAUCAGCUCCAGCAGUGGCAUGAGUGAUGAUGACAAGAUCCGACUGCAGCUGGCCCUCGAUGUGGAGUUCCUGGGAGAACAGAUACAAAAGAUGGGCUUGCAGACCAGUGACAUCAAGAGCUUCCCAGCCCUCGCAGAGCUUGUCCUUGCUGCCAGGGACCAGGCGACUGCAGAACAGCCCUAGGCAUCCUGUCAGGACCUGAAGCGGGGAGGAAAGCGACCCUUGUCCUCUGAGUCACCCAGCAACAGCCUGUGCCCCUGCCCAGUGUAUGUGGGCCAUCUUUCACCCAGAAAGAACCAAAAGCCUUUCCAUUGUAUGGAAGAUAGUUUUUAUGACAUUUGAAGCUUUUUACUAUAGUUUACUGACCAAAUUGCUUUAUUUUUAUUGUAAAUCUUACUGUAGUCAAGCUAAUUUCUACCAUAGGGUUAAAGCAAAUACACAGGUGUGACUAGUGGGCUGCCCUACAGAUGAAACACUGGGCAGCUUGGCACCAAUACAAUGUGGAAAAACUGUCCACAUCCCAGGAGACACUGUCAGCCUUGGGCCUCCUCAGAGGCUGCAGGGUGGCCAUCCCAUGUUGGCACUUAAGAAUAGCACUUCCGAUCUUGCCAUCCACUUCUGUCAGGAGCCAGAGCCAACAGCAAAGAUUCAUUUCCUAAAUAAAGCAAGUGUCUGCUACAAACGUGUAAGUUA
This is a messenger RNA of Phodopus roborovskii (desert hamster), 2799 nucleotides long. It is a transcript of the gene Cog2, whose product is annotated as component of oligomeric golgi complex 2. The record is from RefSeq and is a predicted model, not a curated record. The coding region runs from base 97 to 2289 and encodes 730 amino acids. The transcript is spliced from 18 exons. NCBI's taxonomy places the organism in Eukaryota, Metazoa, Chordata, Mammalia, Rodentia, Cricetidae. Gene Ontology annotation, biological process: Golgi organization; intra-Golgi vesicle-mediated transport; protein transport. Gene Ontology annotation, cellular component: membrane; COG complex.